AUGAAGUUAUUCACGGUCGCGGCGCUUGUCGCCAGCGCGGGAGCAUUCACAGACCUCCAAACUAACCUCCAGUCCGCCGUCCAAACAGUCCUACAACACAGCGAAUCACGAAAACCAAAUAUCCUCUUCGUCAUCACCGACGAUCAAGACCUCCAGCUGGACUCAAUCAAUUACACACCCCUCAUCUCCAAACACAUCCGCGAUCAAGGCACAUUCUUCACAAACCACUUCGUCACCACAGCGCUAUGCUGUCCGUCGCGCGUAAGCCUCUGGACAGGCCGACAGGCGCACAACACGAACGUCACAGACGUGAAACCGCCAUACGGCGGAUAUCCCAAGUUCGUGGAGCGCGGCUUCAACGAGAACUUCUUACCCCUGUGGCUUCAAGAUGCAGGCUAUGACACCUAUUACACGGGCAAGAUGUUCAAUGCGCAUACCGUGGACAACUACGAUUCCCCUCACAUCAACGGGUUCAACGGGUCUGAUUUCCUCCUCGAUCCAUACACAUACUCGUACCUGAACUCGACAUAUCAGCGCAAUCAUGACGCGCCAGUUAGUCACGAGGGCGAACAUACCCUCGACGUGAUCACACGCAAAGCACUCGGAUUCUUAGACGACGCACUGGAAGGCGACAGGCCAUUUUUCCUAGUUGUCUCACCUGUCGCACCGCACUCGAAUGUGGAACCCGAUUCGAUCGAGGGGGGCAAGAUCUCCAUGGGCUUACCCAUUCCGCUUCAGCGCCACGAGGAUCUAUUCCAGGGUGUGACGGUGCCACGACACGCGAACUUUAAUCCGGACCAGCCGAGUGGAGCCGGUUGGAUUCGGGAUCUGCCGAAGCAGAACCAAACGGUCGUUGAUUAUAAUGAUCUUUUCUACCGUUCCCGUUUGCAGGCUUUGCAGGGUGUUGAUGAGUUGGUUGAUCAGUUGGUUACUCGUCUUGAGGACAGUGGACAGGCUGAUAAUACUUAUAUCAUCUAUACUUCUGAUAAUGGAUUCCAUAUCGGUCAGCACCGUCUGCCACCUGGGAAGACAUGUGGAUUCGAAGAGGAUAUUCGGGUGCCAUUGUUUAUUCGGGGUCCGGGUGUUCCAAAGGGACAUCUUCAGGAUGCGGUGACUACGCAUGUGGAUCUGGCGCCGACGUUCUUCCAUCUGGCUGGGAUCCCGGCUAGGGAUGACUUUGACGGCACUGCGAUUCCCAUCACCCCUGACUUUGAAGGCGAGAGACAUGAACAUGUCACGGUGGAAUACUGGGGCUCUGCCGUUGCUGAAGGCGCAUUCAGUGGAAUUGGUCCCCAAGGCUCAACUCUGAUUCCAAACAACACAUACAAAUCCGUUCGCUUGCUCGGAGAAGGCUACAACCUGUACUACUCAGUUUGGUGCAACAAUGAGCACGAGCUUUACGACCUAUCAACGGAUCCCUACCAAGUGAACAAUCUCUACCGAACCACGGCUCAAGUCAGCGGUGGCCCUAAGAUUCUCGGCCGCAGCAUCACCCACGCCAUCAAUCGACUUGAUGCACUAUUGAUGGUUCUCAAGUCAUGCCAGGGACAGACCUGCAUCCAGCCAUGGGAUGUGCUGCAGCCAGUAGACAAUGUGACCACGCUCCACGAAGCCCUGGUUGAGGAAUAUGAUGGCUUCUACGCCGCGCAACCCCAGGUCUCGUUUGACUGGUGUGCCGAGGGAUACAUUCCCGAAGCAGAAGGGCCUCAGGUUCCUUUGACAAGUCGCUAUGGCGUGUCCUGGGAUGUCUGGGUAUAG
Molecule: messenger RNA, 1758 nt
Organism: Penicillium salamii
Lineage: Eukaryota; Fungi; Ascomycota; Eurotiomycetes; Eurotiales; Aspergillaceae
Source: the annotation of a GenBank genome assembly